Molecule: messenger RNA, 2600 nt
Organism: Onychomys torridus (southern grasshopper mouse)
Lineage: Eukaryota; Metazoa; Chordata; Mammalia; Rodentia; Cricetidae
Gene: Tcerg1l
Product: transcription elongation regulator 1 like
Exons: 12
Coding region: 111-1880 (589 amino acids)
Cellular component (GO): nucleus
Molecular function (GO): RNA polymerase binding; transcription coregulator activity
Source: RefSeq, a predicted model, not a curated record
GCGAGCGGCCGAGCAGCGCAACCAAGUGAGUUAGCUCCGAAGCCCGCGCCGCCGCCGGCCCGCACCUCGGGCGCCCGCCACCCCCGCCGCCGCCCGCGCGGGGGUGUAGGAUGCUGGCGGGCGCCAGGCUCCAGCGGCGGCGGCGGCAGCUGCAGCAGCCCCAGCAGUCCCGGCGGCGGCAGCCUCUCCAGUGGCCGAUGAAUGCAGACCCGCCGCCACCGCCCUGGGUUUGGAUGGUCCCCGGCUCCGCCGGGCUGCUCCGGCUCGGCGCCGGGGUCGCGCCCCCGCCGGUGCUGCUGGCUUCGGCGCAGCCCGCCGCCGCCCCGCUGCUCGCGCGGCUGCCGGGCUGGCCAGCCCCGGGCGAUCCCUUGCUGCCCCUGCUGCCGCUGCCCUCUGCGCCAGACCACGCCACCGUGCACCAUUAUCCCCUGCUCCACGGACAGUGGCUGUUCAGUGGUCAUUCUCCAUCCAUAGGAAUAUCCCCCUCCUCUGCUGUGGAGUUGGUGCCCCUUUUCCCACAUGUCUGCCCUUCUGCUGUGCCACCUCCUGUUGGGAAAAGCUGGAUAGAUAAGCGGAUGCCUAAUUACAAGAUAUUUUUAAAUAAUUCAUUUGCUCUGGACUCAACGUGGAUAUAUCCCGAGGAAUCAGGACUCUUCCACAGCCAUGAAAAACCUCAUUUUCUGGCAAACCAAGUAACUCCGUCUCUGUCUAGGCCAGCUCCUGCCUCCAGGCCUCUUCCCACUGUGGUAUUAGCAGCUCAACCAAUACCAGGUGGUUGCCAUAACAGCCUUAAACCAAUCAGCAGUGGGCCCACCAUCACCAUCACUGCUGCCACCGCCGCUGCAGCUGCUGCCAUGGUCUCUGUGGAUGCUGAGGAACUCCGGGGCCUGUCCCCCUCCAUUGUGCAGCCCUACCAUUUCCUAACGUUGACCCCCAUCAGAAUCCCCCUCCGGACUGCCACCUUCUCAGAUAAAAGCAAAGAGCUCAGCCGUUCACCCCGUCCCCCAGCGCUGAUGCUACGAGCCCCGGAGAGGAAAAGCCUGGUGGGAGACAAAGAGGAUAAGGAGCCUCCACCCAUGCUGGUAAGAGGGGAGGAGACUGCAGCAAAAGGAAACAGACCUGUGGCCUCCACGCCUGUGCCCGGAUCCCCCUGGUGUGUGGUCUGGACGGGUGAUGACCGGGUUUUCUUCUUCAACCCGACCAUGCAGCUGUCAGUCUGGGAGAAGCCAGUGGACCUGAAGAACCGUGGGGACCUCAAGAGGAUCAUUGAGGACCCACCCCACAAACGCAAGCUGGAAGCCUCAGCAACUGAAAGCAGUGAUGGAUCCAGUUCAGAAGAUGGCAGUGAGGACCAAAGUGUGAAAACUAAGAGGAAUAGGACUGAAAGUUGUGAGAGCCCUGGACCAGAGGAGACGCCGCAAGUGGAUAAGGGGCCACAGACGCCACCCCCACAGAUUCUCCUGCCCCUGGAGGAGCGUGUGACCCAUUUCCGAGACAUGCUGCUGGAGAGAGGGGUGUCAGCAUUUUCUACUUGGGAGAAAGAAUUACAUAAGAUUGUCUUUGACCCACGAUAUCUCCUGCUAAACUCUGAGGAACGAAAACAGAUAUUCGAACAGUUUGUCAAGACAAGAAUAAAAGAAGAAUACAAGGAAAGAAAAAGUAAAUUGCUGCUAGCCAAAGAAGAAUUCAAGAAACUUCUAGAAGAAUCUAAAGUAUCACCCAGGACCACAUUUAAAGAGUUUGCCGAGAAGCAUGGCCGGGAUCAAAGGUUUCGGCUUGUUCAGAAGCGAAAGGAUCAAGAGCACUUUUUCAACCAGUUCAUACUUAUUCUGAAGAAACGGGACAAGGAAAACAGACUCAGGCUCCGGAAAAUGAGAUGAGUCUGAGCACCACGCAAUACUACAAGGGGCAGCUGAGUGUGCGCAUGUGGGGACAGGAGGUGGCAGUGGCCAGCUGCUCUGCACAGCCCCAGACGGCCAGGGCGCUGGAUGUUCUCAGAGAAUUACUGUUUCAUAUUGAAGCUCCCUCUUUUGUACAUUGUUCCCAGUUUGAUGCAUUUCUAAUUGCCAUGAGAUGUCGAGUCCUUAAGUGUUUUAAUUAUGCAAAUUACUUGUAAUAUACACAAAUUAUAAACCCACUGCAGGUUUGUGGCAAAGCAGAAGCAGGAAAUGUUCGUAGUCAUCUUGAGGUGUUGCCUCCACUCAGAAGGACUGUCUAGAACUUCCCUGAGAUUUUUGUGAGUUAUCCCCUUUGUGCAGGCCUCCCGUGCUGUUCCUAGAUCAAGGCUCUUUGUUUCCUGAGUAGUAGAAAUGGGUUCCAUUAUUCAUCACAGUGACAACCAGACAUUUGACACCCUUGUGGAUUGUGAUCACUUGCAGGUGGCUACAUGUGACUGGCUUCUCUGAAAGUGUAUUCAGGCCAGGAGAAGGGAGCCAUGCCAGCUGUCAGAGGUCCUUCUUAAAAAGAAUUAUUUUGUACAAAACCAUCAUAUUACUAUUUGAGUUAUUUUUAUUGUAUGCCCAGAGUUUGCAUGAGAAUUUUCUCAUCAUCUUUGUAUAAAAAUUUAAAAUUUUUUUUAAUCAAUAAAUAUUUUAAACCAG